GAAUCCUCUGGUAGGGAAAGUUCUUUUCCAGCUCUUCUACUCCUCCACGUGUUUCUUCUCUUAUCCCCCAAUCAUCCUAUAAUUGCCUGGAUUAUGGGCGUUCUUGAUGAAAUCGUCAGCAGAAUCUUCAAAAACUCGGAGGUAUCUAAUUCCCAGUGAAAGUCUACAGGAAUCAGAUGGUGCAAAGUUUUGGAUCAGAGUCUCUGGAUUCAUGGGAAGGAUCCCUGACUUCCUCCGAUGAUGGCUCUUCGGCCAGGUACUCCUGAAGUAGCCAACGAUUUGCUAAAGGUGUCUCCUGAGAAAGGUUGUUUCCUGGAUGAGUCGGGCUCGAGCGACGUUGACGAAGGGUUGCUUGAUGACUUGGAGAUAAAUCCUUUUGAUGGUUUGCCGUACUCGUCACGUUUUUUUCAGCUCCUCAAGCAAAGGGAGAACCUUCCUAUUUGGAAAGCUAAAUAUGUCUUCUUGGAGAGUUUGCUGCACAACCAAAUUGUGGUGGUGUCCGGACGGGCGAAGAGCGGGAAGAGUUCUCAAAUCCCUCAGUGGUGCGCAGAGUUCUGCCUGUCUCAGCACGGCAGCGUGGUGUGUACCCAGGUGCAGAGACAGACCGCCGUUUGGCUCGCCAUGAGGGUAGCGGACGAGCUGGACGUCAACAUUGGACAUGAAGUUGGUUAUGUUGUGCCUUUCGAGAACUGUUGUACCAGUGACACCAUUCUCAGGUAUUGUACAGAUGAGAUGUUGCUGCGUGAGAUGAUGUCGAAUCCCCUGUUGUCCAGCUACGGAGUUAUAAUCAUCGAUGACAUUUACGAGCGCUCUGUACCUACUGACGUCCUCCUGGCUUUCCUCCGAGACAUCCUUUUAGCCAGACCUAAACUGAAGGUUGUGAUUAUCACCCCUCCCGAACUGUCCGGUAAAAUGGUCUCUUACUACGGAAAUGUUCCUCUCAUUGAGGUGGAAAGCACAUAUUCAGCAGAAGUCGUAUACACCUCGGCAAUUCAAAGGGACUAUUUCCAUGCGGCUUUGAGACUCCUUUUCGAAAUCCACCACACACAAGAGAAAGGGGACAUUGUUGUCUUUCUGGCCUGUGAGCAAGAAAUAAAGCAGGCCUAUGAAAUGAUCCACCAGGAGGCCAUGUACAUAAAUCCUAAACUAGGCGAACUGCUUCCAGUCCCGCUCUAUCCCCAUCAAAGCCUUCCGCAGUACUUGCCGUAUGAGGGUCUGGAUUACGGAGGUAAAGACCACAGGAGGAAAGUGGUGCUGACGACCAGUCUUGGCGAGUCCCUCAUCUGGAUGAGCAACAUUCACUUUGUCAUUGAUGUCGGAGUGGAGCGGAGAAAGGUUUACAAUACCAGAAUCCGGGCCGAGUCUCUGAUCACGCAGCCAAUCGGUAGAAUACGAGCUGAGAUGAGGAAGCAGGUCCUGGGCACCUGUCCUACAGGAAAAGUCUUCUGCCUCUACACCGAGGAGUUUGCCCAAAAGGACAUGAAAACAUUUCUGACUCCAAAAGUGGAGGAGUCAAACUUGACGUCGAUGGUUCUGUUUCUGAAGAGGAUGGACAUUGCCGGCCUGGGCCAUUAUGAAUUCAUCAACCGACCUGACCCUGAAAGUCUCAUGCAAGCCUUAGAAGACCUGGAUUACCUGGCAGCCCUUGACAAUGAUGGAAACCUUUCCGAAUUUGGAAUCAUCAUGUCUGAAUUUCCGCUGGAUCCGCAGCUAUCAAAAUCUAUUCUUGCUGCCUGCGAGUUUGAUUGUGUGGAUGAACUGCUGACGCUGGCUGCCAUGGUGACAGCUCCUGACUGUUUUCUGGAUUUAGUCCAUGAAGCUGAUGUCACCAAGCAAAGCAACAGAAGAAAGUUUCUGCACCCUGCAGGAGAUCACUUCACUCUUCUAAACAUCUACAGAGAAUAUGACCAGAUGAAGAUCAUCAAUGCCAGUCAGUAUGACAUUGAGAGAUGGUGCCAGGAUCACCUGCUGAACUACACCGCGCUGGAGAUGGCAUGUGUCAUACGGGCAGAGCUCUUGGACAUCAUGAAGAGAAUUGAGCUUCCUGUGUCCGAACCAGCUUUUGGCUCUGAUGAAAAUGUAAUGAACAUAAAGAGAUCGCUGCUGUCUGGAUACUUCAUGCAAAUUGCUCGAGAUGUUGAUGGCUCCGGAAACUACAUCAUGCUGACACACAAACAAGUGGGGCAGCUCCAUCCCGAUUCUGGGUACUGCCUCAACCACGUCAUUCCAGACUGGGUCCUGUUCCAUGAAUUCAGUGUAGCAGACAGAAGCUGUAUCAGGGUUGCCUCCGAAAUCUCACCAGACCUGUUCAUGCAGUUGGCGCCCCAAUAUUACUUCAGCAACCUGCCCCCUAGUGAGAGCAAAGAGCUACUGCAGAAGGCAUCAGACUCUACUCCUCAGGACCCUGAUGACGACGCAGCAGAGACUGAUGAUGAAGAGGAAGGUCUAUCUGCUAAUCCUCCGGAACAAAGAUGUAAUAUACAGUAACCCCCCCCCCCCGCCUGAUAAAGAAGGCGUCAAACAAGUGCAAUAUGUGUUGGAAAGACACUGAAGACUUUAAUGACUGUGAAUCUGACAGCAGAUCUUUGUUACAACUUUAGAAAUUCACUUUUUGUAUAUUUUUUUAUGUUCUAUUUUUUUUUUGUCUUGGUAAAAUAGUAAUAAAAUAUAAAUUCUGUUUCCUAAUGCUGAAGUGUUACUCCGGCUUCAGAGACCAACCGGGAGCUGGGGAGCCCCCAUAAUGAACCAGUACAAAAACUGCAAAGUGUUAUAUUGCAGAGGGCAGAUAUCAAUUACACUGACAGAUGUUCCUUGAACUUCUCCAUGAUA
Molecule: messenger RNA, 2829 nt
Organism: Bufo bufo (common toad)
Lineage: Eukaryota; Metazoa; Chordata; Amphibia; Anura; Bufonidae
Gene: DHX32
Product: DEAH-box helicase 32 (putative)
Exons: 12
Coding region: 238-2487 (749 amino acids)
Cellular component (GO): spliceosomal complex; intracellular anatomical structure
Molecular function (GO): RNA binding
Source: RefSeq, a predicted model, not a curated record